Molecule: messenger RNA, 1326 nt
Organism: Caenorhabditis bovis
Lineage: Eukaryota; Metazoa; Nematoda; Chromadorea; Rhabditida; Rhabditidae
Source: the annotation of a GenBank genome assembly
AUGGGCCAAUCCGUGAGCCGAGAUGACUUUAUUUGGACGCUCACUGAUCAGCCGCAUAUGAGUCGACGAGAAGCGAUUUCAAAAAAGUAUCCACAAAUCAAAAAGCUGUUCGGUGUCGAUCCUUCGCUGAAAUAUGUCGUCACAAGUAUGGUCCUGUUCCAAGUUUUCAUGUGCUGGCUCCUUCAAGACGCAGAUUGGACUCUCAUACUUCUACAAACGUAUUUUUGCGGUGGAAUUAUCAAUCACGCGCUGACUCUCGCAAUUCACGAUAUCUCGCACAAUACCGCUUUUGGAAAUGAGCAUCCGUUGAAGAAUCGAUUCUUCGGAAUUCUGGCGAAUUUGCCGAUUUCUGUGCCGGUUUCGGUGUCGUUUAAGAAAUAUCACGUUGAACAUCAUCGAUAUUUAGGUGAAGAUGGUCUUGAUACUGACGUUCCAACCGAAUUAGAAGCAAAACUAUUCACAAGCACAUUCCGCAAAUUCUUGUGGCUCGCUUUCCAGCCAUUCUUUUAUGCUUUUCGUCCAUUGAUCAUCUACAAAAAAGCACCAACCGAUAUGGAGAUUCUCAACGCGAUUGUUCAAUUUUCAUUCGAUUUCGCAAUUUAUUAUUUCUUCGGCAUCAAAUCACUGCUCUAUUUGUUCAUCGGCACCCUUUUGAGUAUGGGGCUUCAUCCAAGCGCCGGGCAUUUUAUCGCCGAACAUUACGCAUUCAAGGAGGAUCAAGAGACGUUCAGUUAUUAUGGACUUUGGAAUUAUUGCACAUUCAAUGUUGGAUAUCAUGUCGAACAUCAUGAUUUCCCGUAUAUUCCGGGACGAGAUUUGCCAAAAGUGCGCCAAAUUGCACCGGAAUUUUAUGAAAAUCUUUAUCAGCAUCAAUCAAUGACUAAGAUUCUCACCGAUUUCGUAUUCGAUCCAUCAAUGGGACCAUAUGCUCGACUGAAACGGAAACCACGGGCUUCUCAGCAAUUCUAUGGAAAUUACCAAUUAUGGCAGUAUGCUGAUGCGUUUUUGCAUUAUAUUGGCUUCUACCGCUCCGCCGAUCUCAACAAUAACAGCAAAAAAGGUCCCACCACCACCACCACCACCACACACAAAAUGAAGUCCAUGUGCUCGAUCGUUGCCGCUCUUGUGCUCAUCAUCGCCGUGUGCGACGCGUUCUCGCCGGAUCGUCUCAUUCCACUUGUCGAUUUCCCAUCACGCAGCGAAUAUGAUUACGCUAGAAGCCGCUUCCUUCCUGUUAAGGAACGCCGUGGCGCGCUUGACGGAUUCGAGGACAUGUCCGGAUUCUUGCGUCAAAUCGACGGAAUUCAAAAACCAAGAUUCGGUUGA